Necator americanus (New World hookworm) is the source of this 981-nucleotide messenger RNA. RefSeq lists its product as uncharacterized. Gene Ontology annotation, biological process: serine import into mitochondrion; monoatomic ion transport. The coding region runs from base 1 to 981 and encodes 326 amino acids. Gene Ontology annotation, molecular function: monoatomic ion transmembrane transporter activity. The record is from RefSeq and is a predicted model, not a curated record. The transcript is spliced from 11 exons. Lineage: Eukaryota; Metazoa; Nematoda; Chromadorea; Rhabditida; Ancylostomatidae. Gene Ontology annotation, cellular component: mitochondrial inner membrane.
AUGAGCGAGCUUGUGUCAUCUCUUCCCGUUAAACCUGACAUUUCUAAACCACGUUGGGAUCAGAGCACAUUUGAAGGUCGCGCGAAGCACUUCUUCACCACAACGAAUCCGUUGAAUCUUCUGCUAAGUGAUGAAGUGCUCGAGAAAAGCAGGAAAAUUGUGGUUGAUUACAGAAAAGGUUUGUAUUCCAAAGACCUCACGGUAGAUCAGUUAUGGCGUGCGAAACAGAUUUAUGACUCUGCCUACCAUCCAGACACUGGAGAAAAGAUGUUCAUCUUAGGAAGAAUGAGCGCGCAGGUGCCCUGUAAUAUGACAAUCACUGGAGGAAUGCUCACAUUCUAUAAGAAAACGGCCCACGUGGUAUUUUUCCAAUGGAUUAACCAGACUUUUAACGCUAUUGUCAACUAUACGAAUCGAAGUGGGCCAAAUCCGAUCACGAAGGAGAGGUUACUCGCUUCGUAUGUUUGUGCUACCGGUGGAGCUAUGGGUACAGCUCUUGGUGCGAAUUAUAUGCUAUCAAAAAUGAAGAAUGUUCCGAAAAUUAUCGCAGCAUUGGUGCCUUUUUUGGCAGUGGCGGCAUCAAACGCAAUAAACAUUCCUAUGAUGAGAAGCAAUGAGUUCGUAGUGGGGAUUCCCGUAGAAGACGAGAAGGGCACUGUAUUAGGCUCUUCUUUGAAUGUGCCAUAUUACGCUAUUCCCCAAGUGACAAUUAGCCGGAUAGGUAUGGCCGUCCCAAGUAUGGUAUUCGGACCAAUCCUGUUUCAGCCAAUCACUAGGAUGCGAAGUUAUAGGACAUGGAUGGCAACACCAAUUCAAACACUCAUGGCUGGGUUCUUCCUAACGUUUUCAACGCCACUCUGUUGUGCAAUUUUUCCUCAGAAGACGUCUAUCUCGGUCAGCCGUCUGGAGCCAGCAAUGCAACAUCAGAUAAAGAACAUGAAAAUUCCUCCUACUGUUGUGUAUUACAACAAAGGCCUGUGA